AUGCCGCGCGAUAGCAAUCGAGGAAGAUUGCGCUCGCAUGAAGCCUGCCUCAAUUGCAGGUGGGAUUCCCUGUCGUCUGUUAGAUUUUUCUGCCAUCUCACAUUACCUAGGAGAAAGAAAACACGAUGCCCAGCUGAGAAGCCAGCCUGUUCAAGUUGUGUCAGACUGAACCAGUCAUGUUUAUACACUUCCGUGCCGAGGGGAUCUCGUAGUGGUCCAUCGGCUGAUCGAUUGGCAUACCUGGAGGAGAAAGUAAACCUCAUAUUGAGUGGUAACGGGUGGGUUCCAAACCAUCGUACCCACACAUCUUUCCUUGCAUUGUCUGACUCCUUAUUCAGAAAUCUUCCGCCACCAGAGCCGCAAAACCAACCUCCUAAUAAUGACAUCCCUGAUACCUCUUAUUCCACGGCAUCAUGCCCGUCAUCUGGUGAGAUGGCUAAUAACUCCAGUGAUUCUUUCCUGCUUCGGAUGAGCUUUGACGACCCGAAAGUCAACGCAGCCUCUCGAAUAUCGCAGGCAAUUGAUCUCUACUUCCAAUACUGUCAUAGACAACCAAUAUGGUGUCUGGAUCGAGAAGAGGUCAAGGAUCCCAGCUAUGUUUCCGAAGAACUAAUCUGCAGUAUUCUCACACUCACGUCGCGCUUCUCACCAGAACGCGAUGAGAUGUUACACUACGGUGAUACUGCUCGGACACUAGUCAUGCUUCGCAUUGCAAAUGGCACGGUUGAGCUUGAGACCAUCGAAAGUCUGUGUCUACUUGCAUACUCCUCUUUCCUAGAUGGGAAUUUGCCCUUGGGAAGAUUUCACCUGGGUCUUGCUCUCCAACUUUGUCGCUCUGCAAUGUUAGACCUGAAUUCGACAUACGGCGUAGAUUGCCCCUCGAUUGAGCGGAAGAAGAGACUUUUCUGGAGUCUCCAGUCACUUGAACAAUGUUACGGUCAAAUACACGGUUUUCUCAACGUUCCAGCAGAUGUCUUGCGUUCAUUCUAUACAGUCAGCGGCGAGGAAUCAAAUCUUCAGAAGAACCCCGAGCCAAAGCCUCCACCGCUCCCAAUUGAUGAGAUUGGCUGCUCACUUCCAAGCGACAUUGGCAUCUGGAGCUUGGCGCUACACUUUGGAUGGGUCUGGAGCCAUGUCAGAUCGUACGUCUUCGACUGCGCUCAGAGCAGGCUCAAGGAACCAUGGCGACACGAUUCGACUUAUGCAAUGGUUCUGUCUGAUUUGACGGAAAUUGAGAAUAAACUCUCCAUGUGCCAUCGAUACGACUCGGUUAAGUUUUACGAGCGUCGAGCGGAUGAGCUGAGAAUGAACCGAGAAUACUGGGCUCCCUGGCUCAAGUUACAGUUCACGUAUCACUCUAUAUUGACCGUGAUGAACCACCCCUUCCUGUAUAUCGUGGCGUCUCAAUACAACCACAAUCUAACAAUCCCAAAUACCUUUUGGAGGCGAUCUUCCGAGCUCGUUCUUCUGCAUGCUACCUGGAUCGUUCGUAUGAUCGACAUGGUAACUGAGAGGAAUAUGCGGCUCAUCGAUCCAUUCUUUGGACAUGCAGCGGCUAUCGCAGCAACAGUCCACCUCUACUACUGCUGUGCCGCUGAUCCACGAUUGAAAUUCAAGUCGAAAACAGAUUUCGCAAAGUGCAGGCGAUUCUUGAAAAGUUUCGUCUCUUUUUCUCCUGCCUGUGAAUCGUUGAAUAAAACCCUUGAUAAGAUGACGCAAAUUGCAUCCGGGUCCCAGAAAGUGGAUUUUGACUGGGAACCGUCUAAGAUUUAUCUCAGUAUCCCCCUAAUGUGGGAUAUCCUUCAAAUCAACUGUACAACAGAUUCUCAAGACACGUCGGCCUCUAGCUUAUUACACCCUUUGCUUACUCCUGCAGUAUCUGUACAAGAUACGGAUCAUUCAAAUUCAACGCUCGAAGUCAUUGUGGCAAUGUCGCCAGAGAUCAAUGUCAACACAGCUGAUGGAGGUUCAGCUGCCCAUAUGCCGCCAAAACUACCACGCCUGUCUUCUUUGUCUGUAUCGCCAGCAAAUUCCAAUCCGGCAUUGGGGGAAAAGCUUGUGGCACCUGCAGACAGCCUCAUGGCCAACACUCCUUGGUUAUGGACUGAUCCGACGCAAUUUGUUGAUAUGGACAGCAUUGGUUACGCCGAGUCGGAAUCGGCCACGGGCAAUGCCGAUGGCUUUUCUACCUGGUGGGAUUUUGGGAAUUUAUAA
Penicillium maclennaniae is the source of this 2214-nucleotide messenger RNA. Its product is annotated as putative C6 transcription factor. The coding region runs from base 1 to 2214 and encodes 737 amino acids. The transcript has 4 exons. The record is from RefSeq and is a predicted model, not a curated record. Gene Ontology annotation, biological process: DNA-templated transcription; regulation of DNA-templated transcription. Gene Ontology annotation, molecular function: zinc ion binding; DNA-binding transcription factor activity, RNA polymerase II-specific; DNA binding. NCBI's taxonomy places the organism in Eukaryota, Fungi, Ascomycota, Eurotiomycetes, Eurotiales, Aspergillaceae. Gene Ontology annotation, cellular component: nucleus.